CCUUCGGAAAUCGUGCGACAUCCCGGUGCCCGUGCAAGCGGGGAGGGGGAAAACGGCCUCGUCCCAGCAGCAAUUUUUGUCGGACAUAACCGCGGAGUUUCUCUCCCUCCUUGAGCGCAGACGGCUUGCAUCGUGGCUCUUUCAGAAGUGGCAUGUUCGAGGGAAACUGCGGGCGAAAUUGAACUCCUGCUUUCACCCAAAGAGGAUUCAAUGAAAAUGUCCGUGUGCGUCCAUGAGAACCGGAAGUCACGAGCCAGCACCGGCUCCAUGAACAUCUACCUUUUUCACAAGUCGUCGUACGCUGACAGCGUCCUCAUGCAUCUGAACUCGCUGCGGCAGCAGAGGCUUUUCACAGAUGUCCUUCUUCACGCCGGUAGCCGCUCUUUCCCCUGCCAUCGGGCCGUCCUGGCAGCCUGUAGCCGCUACUUUGAGGCCAUGUUCAGUGGGGGGUUGAGGGAGAGCCAGGCCAGCGAAGUCGACUUCCGUGACUCCAUCCACCCAGAGGUUCUAGAGCUUCUGCUGGAUUACGCCUACUCAUCACGCGUUGUCAUCAAUGAGGAGAAUGCAGAGUCUCUGUUGGAGGCUGGGGACAUGUUAGAGUUUCAGGACAUUCGGGAUGCUUGCGCCGAAUUCCUGGAGAGAAACCUUCACCCGUCCAACUGUCUCGGUAUGCUGCUUCUGUCCGAUGCCCAUCAGUGCACCAAGCUGUCCGAGCUCUCCUGGGGCAUGUGCCUCAGCAACUUCCCCGCUAUUUGCAAGACAGAGGACUUCCUCCAACUGCCCAAAGAUAUGGUGGUGCAACUUUUAUCACACGAGGAGCUAGAGACAGAAGAUGAAAGGCUGGUUUAUGAAGCUGCACUUAAUUGGAUCAAUUAUGACCUGGAGAGGAGGCACUGCCAUCUUCCAGAGCUCUUGAGAACAGUCCGCCUCGCCUUGCUGCCUGCCAUCUUUUUAAUGGAAAACGUCUCAACUGAAGAACUCAUCAAUGCCCAGGCCAAGAGCAAGGAGCUGGUGGACGAAGCCAUCCGCUGUAAGCUGAAGAUCCUCCAGAACGACGGUGUCGUAAACAGUCCAUGUGCUCGACCAAGAAAGACCAGCCAUGCCCUCUUUCUUCUUGGCGGGCAGACUUUCAUGUGUGACAAGUUGUACCUGGUUGACCAGAAGGCCAAAGAGAUCAUCCCGAAAGCUGAUAUUCCCAGCCCAAGGAAGGAGUUCAGUGCUUGCGCCAUUGGCUGUAAGGUGUACAUCACAGGAGGGCGAGGCUCGGAGAACGGAGUGUCCAAAGAUGUAUGGGUCUAUGACACUGUCCACGAGGAAUGGUCAAAGGCUGCGCCCAUGCUCAUCGCCAGAUUCGGCCAUGGAUCUGCAGAACUCAAGCACUGUCUGUACGUUGUAGGAGGUCACACUGCAGCAACCGGUUGCCUCCCGGCUUCUCCGUCAGUGUCGCUCAAACAGGUGGAGCAGUUUGACCCGGUGGCAAACAAGUGGACCAUGGUCGCUCCUCUCCGAGAGGGCGUGAGCAAUGCGGCGGUGGUCAGUGUCAAGCUCAAGCUGUUUGCCUUCGGAGGAACCAGCGUCACCCACGACAAGCUUCCCAAGGUGCAGUGCUACGACCCACAGGAGAACCGAUGGACCGUGCCCGCUUCCUGCCCGCAGCCGUGGCGCUACACCGCUGCUGCCGUGCUGGGAAACCAGAUCUUCGUCAUGGGCGGAGAUACUGAAUUCUCGGCGUGCUCUGCAUACAAGUUCAGCAGCGAGAACUACCAGUGGACUAAAGUGGGCGACGUGACGGCCAAACGCAUGAGCUGCCAGGCCGUGGCAUCGGGGAACAAACUGUAUGUGGUGGGUGGGUACUUCGGUACGCAGCGGUGUAAAACUCUGGACUGCUACGACCCCACUCUGGAUGCAUGGAACAGCAUCACUACUGUGCCAUACUCGCUCAUUCCUACGGCUUUCGUCAGCACCUGGAAGCAUCUACCUGCUUGAGCUCCAAACCCUGUCUACCUGUGCCCUCUCCAUCAGAUUUCCCCGUUUUGCAUCAUCUACUGGCCUCCGCAACUGUGAAGAAGCACACAUUUCUCUUCCUCUGGAAAAAAAAAAAAAAAAAAAAAAAAGAGACACUGAGCAGCGAUGUACAGACGCCCGCGUUCACAUUUCGAUGUUGCACCGACGACCGGACGACGCUUCGCUGGAGCGACGUCGGCGCCGCUCUCCGAGACGGAGAGCCGGCCGACAGGCGCAGCGCCACAGUCCACGCAAACCAAACCAAACAAACUGCUGCUGCUGCUGCUGCUGCUUGUUAUACGAGGCACAGACUCCGACCUUGUGUGCACAGCCUUGUGAGGCAUAUCAGACUCGUGCUUUCGUGCUGCCGUAGGAGUACCGCAAACAUAUCACACAACCUGCAUCUUGCCCGUGUAGUCACGACAGGCUUGUGAGAAUCUGCAUUGCUGUUUUUCUCUACGAUUAUUAUUAAAAAAUAAAAAAAGAAAAAGAAAAGAAGACAAAAAAAAAAAAUACUGUAUAGCAUGAUGGACGUCUGGUCAAGAUUGAGGGAGGGGGAAUGCAAUGAUCGGUGUGCUGAAGAACAAAGGGGACUCAGUUUUACUGAAAACGUUUGUUAUAUAAAAGGCACAAUGAAGGAGCAACUCUCCCCCCUUUUGUCGUUUAAUAAGCUCUUCUGUUCCUAUCUUCUUUCGCUUAUUUCAAACUCCUAACAGCGGGAAAAAAAAAAAAAAAACGGUGUUACUCUUGAUUUUAAAGCUCUGACAGUUUUGCUGUAGUCCGGGGGUUACGGACGACCGGCACCAGCUGACGUUGAGGAGGACGGAGGGUGAUCUCAGGAUCGCGACCUUAGCCGUUCGCCGUUUCGCAGACAGCACUAACGCCCGCGACCAAUCCCGCCGCGCUUCACAGAGAAAUGCUCGCAACGUAUCGCUGUAAAAGACCAACUGUGCUACUGUUGUCCUGAUAAAAGCAGUGACUUGCUCGCUGAGUCAUCACCCAACCCUUUCUGGAGCAGCAUGUCCACUCAUAGUGAUUCAGUAAAACUGGCAUGAACUCUUCCCCGUGGUCACCCAGAUCCCAUCACCUUAACGCAAACUGAGAACUCAUCAGUUCCUUCUGCUGCGAUGUAGUCUUAAUUUAUAUGGCAAAUGAAUACUACUCUUGUUAUGUUGAUAUGUUUAAUCCUAUUUAUUUCUUCCUCUGCUCGCAUUCAUCUGUGAAUGUAUGUUUGGGUUGUGUCAUGCAUGGUCAGGUGUUGUGUUUUUAUUUGAUCUCAGUGGGGCUCCGUUUUGCACAGUUCUCUCCCUUUUUUUUCCCCUUAAGGUGCACCUCUCCAAGUGUUUUCAGUUCUUUCAGAGUAUGGAUGGACGAGGCACAGUGGCUCACGGUAACGACGACGUGAAGCAGCUAUGAGCAAAGCCAAAAGACCAGGCGGCGUUUUUACUUCUGAUACAUCCUCCUUAAACUCUAACCUGGGUCCAAACUUGCCUUAAAUCGGCCUAAUCGUGGCCCAAAGUGUAGAAAUAAAACGAGAUAAAACAGAUAGGAAUGCCAGAAUGGCGCAGUAUGUGACCCAUUAACUCACCGGGGGGACGUCACAACGCAACCCUGACACGCCGGAGAAUGCGACCGUCUCCGCAGCUGUCUCAAGGACAGCUGCGGAGACGGUCGCGUGUGCUAACUUGGCUAACCCACAGUCUUCUCUAACAUGAAGGUUAGGAGAGAGUUCAAUCCAGUAAGCUGUGCAUUGUUAAGGGCAGACACCGCAGUGCUUUUCACCACAGUGUCAUUGAUACACAUGAAAAAAAGAAGGAAAAAAAAUAUAAAGAAUUGCAAGUUCCUCAUGACCAAAAAGCAGUGAAUGUCUUGAUCACUUGCAACUG
Salarias fasciatus (jewelled blenny) is the source of this 3890-nucleotide messenger RNA. RefSeq names its product ectodermal-neural cortex 1 (gene enc1). The record is from RefSeq and is a predicted model, not a curated record. Gene Ontology annotation, cellular component: Cul3-RING ubiquitin ligase complex; cytoplasm. Gene Ontology annotation, biological process: ubiquitin-dependent protein catabolic process. Bases 211 to 1986 code for a protein of 591 amino acids. Lineage: Eukaryota; Metazoa; Chordata; Actinopteri; Blenniiformes; Blenniidae. Gene Ontology annotation, molecular function: protein binding. The transcript has 3 exons.